Molecule: messenger RNA, 4483 nt
Organism: Mugil cephalus (flathead mullet)
Lineage: Eukaryota; Metazoa; Chordata; Actinopteri; Mugiliformes; Mugilidae
Gene: st3gal3b
Product: ST3 beta-galactoside alpha-2,3-sialyltransferase 3b
Exons: 13
Coding region: 457-1632 (391 amino acids)
Molecular function (GO): sialyltransferase activity
Source: RefSeq, a predicted model, not a curated record
CUGAUGCGGGGGGAUGGGGGUGUCUGUAGGCUACAAAUGCAUAAAAGCAGCUGAUGACUUUACAGCUGACGGGCAGUGGAAGGGCCAGAUGAAAAGGUGCAUUCCCCCUAAAACGCGAGGCAUCGCGGCUCUCGGAGAUCCCCCCCUUUCAUGUGACUGUCGCUACCAGACUGUGGACUUGUAGUAAAGCUGCUCUGCUCGUGUUGAUGGAGGGGGUGCCUUCUUCCUCCUACCAGUCCUGAUGUGAACUAGAGCUGGUGAGACACGAGUGGAAAGAGGCAGUCAAGCUGGUCGUCUCGCAGAUUUCACCAAGAUGGCUUGGAGAGGAGGGAGGACGCGGUCGCUGUGUCGACCAGCUCAUUGUUUAUUCUAGAGCUGGCGUUGUUUCUGGCCGGUGGACGCAAAGGACGAGAAAAGGUGAUGACCUGGAUGGUGCCAUGUGAAUGACCGAAGACCAUGAAGCCCACACACAAGCUGCUGUUCAUCUUCUGCCCGAUGCUGGUCCUGGGCUUUAUUUACUACUCUUCUGGCAAGCUGCAUCUACACGUAUGGGGUCAGAAGCCUCAGAGGGCUGCAGAAGGGACCACUGUAAUCAAGACUAAAGGUGCUGAAGGGAAAAGUAUUACAGAGUUGGAACCGGACUUCUACGGUGGACGAAUAGUAAGCUCAGUGUACGAUAAGCAGGGCUUCUUGCUGCAACUGGACACGAAGCUGCCACCGGAGUUGGCAUACAAGUAUGGCAACCUCAGCGAAGGAGUGUGCAAGCCAGGUUACGCAGCAGCCAAGAUGACUGCCAUCUUUCCUAAGUUCGUGAAACCAGCACCCAUGUUUCUCGAUCGGAACUUCAAACGUCUGGCAAAAGUCAACAGUUACUUACCUCCGUUUGGUUUCAGGACACAAGAAAGAAUAAUAGACAGCAUUUUAACAAUCACGAAAAAUUACGGCCUCGGAGAAGAGCUGGACAGCCUCAGCUGUAAAAGAUGCAUUAUUGUGGGGAACGGUGGAAUCCUCUUCAACAAGUCUCUGGGCUCCCGCAUAGAUGACUACGACGUAGUAGUGAGGUUAAAUGAAGCCCCAGUAAGUGGUUACAGCAAAGACGUGGGGACGAAAACCACCUUAAGGAUUACAUAUCCAGAGGGGGCCAUCCAGAAGCCUGAAAGCUAUGAAAAAGACUCUCUUUUUGUUUUUUCUGCUUUCAAACCACUUGAUUUCAAGUGGCUCAGGCAUAUGGUCUUCAAGGAGAAACUGAGGGGCACAGAGGGAUUUUGGAAGUCUGUGGCUCGCUCGGUGCCCCGGGAGCCAAGCGAGAUGAGAAUCCUCAACCCUUACUUCAUCCAGGAGGCUGCUUUCCAGUUCAUAGGCCUGCCCAUGAACAAUGGUCAGAUGGGCAAAGGGAACAUUCCAACUUUAGGAACAGUUGCUAUAACGAUGGCGCUUCACAACUGCGACGAGGUGGCGGUGGCCGGCUUCGGCUACGACAUGAACACCCCGCACGCGCCUCUGCACUACUACGAGACCGUCAAGAUGUCCGCCAUCAAAGAGUCUUGGACACACAACAUAUCCAAGGAGAAGGAGUUCCUCCGCAAGCUGGUGAGGGCCAACGUUAUCACAGACCUGACCAACGGUAUCUGAGUUUACACCCACCCACUCUCCCUCUGCCGUUCCCUAAGGACUGCAAAAACAGAAAAAAAUGGGAAAUGGAUGGACUCACGGAGAAAAGAAAACUCCUUAGAAUUUGGGUGGCCUGAACACUGCCGCUUUUUUAAUAUAUAUACAUACAUAUAUAUAUAUAUUGAAGGAGAUUAUAUGAAAGAAACACAGGAUGGUUUCUGUGGAGAGAUGCACACGUGUGCCUUCUGAACCAAAGACUCCUGCGAUGGACUGGGUCUGCCUUGUUCCUGUCUUAUCAGAGAGAGACAGACACGGGAAAUCUUCAGCAUUUACCACUUCAAACAUCUGUAUCGCGUGAAUGACAAGUAUGAGCAGAGGUGACGCCUAGGAGGUCCGCGUUACCCUGGCGACUGGACAGGAGCUAUAGGGAUGAGCUGUAACUGUAGUGUUUGGAUGGGCUGAGUGUUAGCGGUGCCAAACGUACCUCGUACAGGGGAGAGGUCAUCCCCCUCUCCUUUUGCUACCUGAAUGUAUUCACUUUCUUCAGUGUAAAUAUCAAAGAUUUCUACCGUGUGUUGUAAUGAGCUGCAGCACCCCCCCACCCCCCCCCCCACAUAUCAUUUGUCCAUUCCUUCGUUUAUUUAUUGCGUCAUUCAUCCCCCAGCUCUGAAUGAACGCCGAAAGCCAGAAGACACCUGCCACUUGCUUUGAGACACUAAUGCUGAGAGCAGUAAAGAUCCACCUCUAAACUCUAAAUCUGGUACUAUGAUUCAUGAUUCCAGCCUUGUAAGGUUUUCUACACUAAAUAAGUCUGAAAGCACCUAUCAGGAAAAAAGGUGCGUGCUCAUUCCAGGCACUCUAGUUCGUGUUGAACGGCUUUAUUUUAGUGAAGUAAAAUUUGGACACAGCGUUGCGUCCUUUCUGCAUCGUUCCCGUACACGGUACUGUCCUCAUUACUUCAUGUGCCUCAGCAUAGAUGCUCUGCCCUGAUCAGGGGCCCUGUUCCAGCCUCCCGCUGCUGCAGUUGUUCUUCAGUAAAUGGUGAAAUCUUGGAUCGUAGAAUAUAAAUAUAUAUAUUUUUGUUUUUAGGGUUGAUUUUAAUUAUUUAUUUUGUUACAAAAAUCCCAGCAUUAUGGCCACAGGUGGGCCUGCUUACUGUUACAAACGUUUCCAUUUGUGUUUUAGACUUUAGAGUUCACCACCACGUGCUUCCUCUGAGACUGCAUCAACAAGCUUGUGGCAGAAGCAGCGUUCUGCUCUCGGUCGGCCUAGUAGUAAAUGUCGGCGUUUUUGUGACUUAUGAGUUGUGUGUUACCUUCUUGCUUUUGUGUCGUAGUCGCACACAACAGGAAUUUAAUUUUCUCGAUGUUCGGGGAAACCGAGGCUGACAAUAGCUCAAUCUGACGUCGGUGUCACGGGCACUGAUCAGACCUACGCACUUUGCAGAUGAUGGUUCUGCCACAUGCUCGACAGUAUUUUAACAGUGGGAGUGUUCUUUUUUUUUUUUUCUUUUUCUUUUUCUUUUUUGUACACUAUCGAACAUUUUGCUUUUCUAUUUUUACUCCCAUAAAAAAAAAAAAACAAUCUAUUUGAGAAUGUUACAUGCGUUUCUUGUAUUAUCAUAUGAACUCUGUUAUCAGCUUUAUCUAGUGAUGGUGCAUUUUAGAUUUUGCUUUACCAAAAGAGGAAUUUUCUUUGUUUUUCUCUGAUUUUCUUUCCGUUUUUACUUCUUCUUGACUGUACACAUACAAUACCAACAUACGCUGAUAUGCAUUACUCUCAAUCAGUAAUCUACUAUUGUUGCUUGUUUCUUAGUCUCCACAAUUGCUGCUGGUAUCGUGUAGCAGCAGGUCCCUUCAGUACUGUCAGCUGGAUAUGAAGAAAAGGAACACUUGUUGAACAACUGGGUCCUCUGUGGGAUGAUUGUUGUUGUUGUUGUUGUUUUUUUUUUGUAGAGUAAAGGCAGAGGAAGAGCUGAUCAUUGCACUAUCACGAGGCACUCUCAGUGCCUUACACCUCAUCACCUGAAAACUGUAGCGAGGAGUGUGACACAGGAUAGUGACUGCAGCUGGUCCGAUGUGUCGCCGCAGCUUUAGGUCAGGACUCCUCAUUUCUGUGAUCCGGGACCAGUCCAUUUUAUACGCGUUACUGUAUGCACAUUAUUUACAGACUCGUAGCCUUGUACCGGUGGUAUGUUUUGGGCUAUAAGAACUUCUCUUUUGUCCCUCACUCCGCUCCCCUCCUUCUGUUACAAUCUCUGUCAUCUAUUUCUUCCCUUUUCACCUGCUCAAUACGGACAUGGAUCCUGUUUCACUAGAGGCCACAAGGGACCCAUUUGAGACUUGUUGCACACACAAUAAACACACAGGGCUAUUCAGCAGCAGCAUUGACACCACGGACAUAAACACGAACACCACUGUAGCCAAGGAGGGUAUUUCUCAAAAUCGGUGUCUGCAUAAAAAAAAUUCAAUUCAAUAAACACCUUAUUUGUCCUCAAUUUAUAAGACGUAGAGGCAGCAUCACAAGGACGGACGAGGCAACAAACAAUAUAAAAGCGAGUAAAGCGGUGAAAUAUCUCCAGCCACCGUCAAUAAAGUGACCAUUAAUAACAUGAAACACGUAUUAAGGGUGUCAAAGCUUUCCUGUUAAAGGCUUAACCUUAACCUGGUUUGUAGUCAUCAUUUUAAGGAAUAACGGAGGAGCUGAAAUGGAUUGGACCCAGAUCACCUCGUCCCUUUCACAAUGAACCAGAAUGUAUGUGCUCUCAUUCUUCAUAUCACCACCAGUGGUACAUGAUCAAAAGUGUUUCUUUUUUUUAUAUACAGCUAUGAAUGGAUUUCUGAGAUGAAUCAAUAAAUACAUUUGUAAUGGA